GCCGCCGCCGCCACCACCACCACCGCCGCCGCCCUUUCUGGCACUGCAGACGCCACCCAGACCCAGCCAGGUGUUUCUUCUCCUUAAUCCUCCCUUCUUGCUCCUGUUCAGCCUGCCAGCCGCUGGGCUCGCCCUCGUGGCGGGAGGGAGGCGGGAAGGGAACCGAGGGGCACCAGCAAAAGACUCGCUAAGCCAGGACUUGGUCACUGACGGGAUGAAGAUGCCAAAACUGACCCGGGGUACAGCCUCCGAGCAGGCAGGGGGAGGGACGCCGUCCAGUUUAACCCGAUUUCCACCAAUCACAAGCCGCCCAGCGGAGUCGGGCGCCAGGAGAGGCUGAGCUGAGUCGGCAGGAGGCGGGGAUUGCGGAAAAGAAGGGCCAAUGGAAGCAAAAGUUCCCCGCCCCUCCGCCUUGAUGGACAUCCACGUUCGGACCAAUGGGGGAAUUGUCGCUUCGAAGAAAGCGGGAUUUAUCUGCGGAGUUGGGGAGAGAGGGUGAGCGGAGGGAUCGAGUCUUGGCCUCGAAGAAGAGCCUUCAAGUUGCCGAGGGACCGAGGCUGUCCUUUGACCUCCGCGCGGCGUCACGUGGACUGACGGGGGCGGGGCGAGAAAGCUAGAUCAGUUCCUUCCGGGUCAGUGACAGGCGUCUUCUCCACGAGGUAGUUCGUGGCUUCUUGAAUCUUCCUACUCCCAGCGUUUGGUGGUUGUGAUUUCGGCGAUGAGCUCCCAGAGAGGGAACGUGGCCCGUUCCAGGCCUCAGAAACAUCAAAAUACGUUUAGCUUCAAAAAUGACAAGUUUGAUAAGACUGUUCAGACCAAGAAAAUUAAUACAAAACUUCAUGAUGGAGUCUGUCAGCGCUGUAAAGAAGUUCUUGAAUGGCGUGUAAAAUACAGCAAAUACAAACCAUUGUCAAAGCCUAAAAAAUGUGUUAAAUGUUUACAAAAGACAGUGAAAGAUUCUUAUCACAUAAUAUGUAGACCAUGUGCCUGUGAACUUGAAGUUUGCGCAAAAUGUGGAAAGAAAGAAGACAUUGUUACUCCGUUUAAUAAAGAACCAGAAAAGACAGAAAACAUUGAAAACAAUCCACAUUCCAAUUGUAGAAGAAGCUGCAGAAGAAAUAAAGAAGAAAGUGAUGAUUUAGAUUUUAAUACUGAUUUAGAUGACUCAGAAGAAGAUGACAAUCAAAUAGAUUAAUAUAUUAAAAGUCAGUGUGAAAACAUGAAAUUCUGAACAACUUUCUACUUUGAGGGUUUUACAGAAAAAUACUGUGAAAUCCUAAUAAAGAAUUUAGAAUAACCUAUAGAAAAUGAUAACAUUUAUACAUGGACAAUAUAAAUUGUGAAUAAUAUUUGAACAAUUAUAAAACUUAUGUAGACUUUUCUUACAAUAAAUUUCUAAGUAGCAUAUGCUAGAAGAUCUGCCCAGUGAGCAUUGGGGUAUCAUAAUGCAGUUCAUGGAAAUUAUAUAGAAGAAUAUCAAAGUAACAAGAUUCAGAAUUGAAGGUUUUGUAAGAACUAUCUCAUAGAAAAAAAUCAGGUGACAUUAUUGCUAGCCUCAAAAAUUGGUCCUCAGGUAUGUUCCUUUUGAUAAAUUUAUCUCAAGAAAAUAACCCAUAAACAAAAGCCCUCUAACUUAAUGUUUGGUUGCUUUAUAAAGCAGAAAGUUAAUUUUUUAAAUAAUAAUGUUUAACAAGUAUGUAGCAGCUUUUUUAAAUGUAUUUUUAUCAU
This is a messenger RNA of Myotis brandtii (Brandt's bat), 1728 nucleotides long. RefSeq names its product chromosome unknown open reading frame, human C9orf85 (gene CUNH9orf85). The record is from RefSeq and is a predicted model, not a curated record. NCBI's taxonomy places the organism in Eukaryota, Metazoa, Chordata, Mammalia, Chiroptera, Vespertilionidae. The transcript has 4 exons. Bases 719 to 1195 code for a protein of 158 amino acids.